AUGGGGAAAACCGAAGUCGCGGCGUCAAGUGCGACCGCUGUCAAUGAAUCUACCUCGCCAGCUUCCUCCAGUAUUCGCACCAGGAUCCAAGUUUGGUAUAACAGUGUCUUUUGGGUGGUCUCAUUGCUAUUCCUCUCACUUGGUUGGCUUGCCUGUAUCAUUGCACUCCUAGUCCUGAAUUUUAAGGGGUAUAUAGCUGGCGCGAGCGCUUCCUGCGGCGUCCGCUCUUGCAAUGAUAACCCAUGGUCCCAAAACUGGCAACAUACCACCGACCGACUUGACAAGAGCGACCACAAUAUCCUCGGCGCCUUACAACUGGUUGCAAAAGCACUGGAGAUAUGGUUUAUCUUUUUAGCAGGCAGCCUCAUGCUUGAUCUCACAAUGCUGUUGGCCAGAAAUGGGGACGGGCUUCCAUUUCGUUGUCUCGUCCUUCCCAGCGACUUUGGUGAGCUGAUGAGCUUCAAGUCUCCUAGUCUGUGGAAAUCACCACUCUCUCCGCGCACUGGGAGUGUGCCACUUCCUUCGACAACAGGGAAUACAAGAAGGCGCACAAUCUACCUUUUAAUCACAUUUGCAGCUUUGUUAUCUAUUGUUUGCAAUCUCAUGGGACCCGCUACGGCGGUAUUACUCCUUCCAACCCUGGGCUGGAGGACGAUCACAGUCCCUGAAUACCAGCAGGUCGUUGGGAUCGGAGCAUCCAAACCCCCAGGCUCAUCUGAAAUCCUAACUUGCUCAUCUACUCAGAUGGCUGAUGGCCAAUAUUCAUGUCUGCAAGGCGGUGUCGGAGACUUGCGGUAUAUCACGGAUGAAUCAAUCAAUUUUCAGUCUCUCAUGAGGUUCUCGUUCAAUAUCACCGGCACAGUACCAGCUCUUCCUAUCAUCCCCAGUCGUCAAACGUUGAACCGGAUCAGCAUAGAUUUCAACGAAUGGUCCUUCUCUGGCGAACAAUCCAACUUUACCUCGGCCGCUGAGUUCGCUGGUCCCGGCCUCACUUCGAGUAUGUACCGCGCAUUUCGAAAUGCCCAACAAGUCAUUCGUCGAAGACAGGCACCUGGGUAUCUCUUCUCUUGCGACUGCAUGGGAGCGUUCCUGCCUUCUUCGGUGACACAAAUCACGGCCAAAAAAUAUGUCCGUUGCUUCGAUUUCAUGGCGGUACUCGGCGGGCCUUCGACAGGCUUUUCCAGCAACGUAUUCGAGAAUCUCUAUCCUGUCUCGUACACGAUCGAGGGAUCGCCUAUCUCCACAAUGUGCAUUCGCACGGGGCCUGGUUGGUCACAUUCUGAGAAUGCACAUGCACAGUUUUAUCUCGCAAACUCCUCGUCGACGCCAGUGACGACUAACGUGUAUUCUUCUGACCGGGCAAUUUAUCUCAAUUCUUCCAACUAUGAAUGCCCAAAGCAGAGCACGACUUCUGAGAGCGCCAGUAGCCCCUGCGAUUGGGAUGCUCUCUUUGCCACAGAGCCAACUCCUCUUCUCAGGAAUGUUUCCAUGAAUCCGCUUAUCACAGAGUACAUCUUCUCUGACGAUUCCACAACUUCAUGGUGCUCAUCCUUUGUUUUUCCUCGGUUAGCUACCUACGUGUUUGACACGUCCCCGAUUACCAAUCCAUUUAGCACCGUCACCAUGGAGGACGAGGGUCCUCUUGCUCUAGGAGGUGCUGUCGAUCCCAUUUAUGUCGAUCCGAAUUGGAUCUUAGCUGCCUGGAACGUGGACAGAAACGGUACAUUAAGCAAUGAGCAAGCGUUUGUUGGCGAGGAAGACUUCAUCGUCUCUGUUGAAACUCCAACCUUUGCCUCUGAACUUUCGGACCCCCAGUCCAUCAUCGUCGCACAGUCUCUGUCGCUUAUCGACUAUACACUUCAACCUGCCUCUCCGGAUUCAGCUGGUGUCCAAUCUCUCGUUGUCAACUUCCUGGUCCAUGUCUGGUCGUACGGACUGGACUCUCGAACGUCCAAGGUGGGUGUCACCAUUGCGAUUGCCGGCUGCGUGGUGGCCUUGGCCAAAAUAGUCGUCGGUCUGGCAACCCGGACUGUAUCUCGUGACAACCUCGAUUUCAUUAUGAAGUCGCUUGAACAAUCACCACCACCGAAGAGUGGGGCAAAAUCUUUCCAUGAUUUGGACGAGAAGAUUAAAACGCGAGUGCGAUUUAUGAUGGAAAACGAGCCAGACGCAGAAAUCAAGGUUGGAAAGUUUUAG
Messenger RNA from Cladophialophora bantiana CBS 173.52, 2196 nucleotides. RefSeq lists its product as uncharacterized. Lineage: Eukaryota; Fungi; Ascomycota; Eurotiomycetes; Chaetothyriales; Herpotrichiellaceae. The record is from RefSeq and is a predicted model, not a curated record. Bases 1 to 2196 code for a protein of 731 amino acids. The transcript has a single exon.